GCCAAUUUGACGGUUGCAGUACUGUUUUGAAGCUGAAAUCUGAGGGCGGUAAACAUCAAGUGAGGACAAACCCAGCCUGAUCUCUCCUUCCACACUGAGUCCAAACCUACAGUCACUGGGUCCUGAUUGUUACAGUGGAGCCCAGUUUGCACUGCAGGAUCCAGGGAUGGCAUCAGUGAAGCUGGAAGACUGCAGUCAAACAUUGGAGCUGAAUGUCAACAUUAAAGAUGAAGAAGAGGAGGAGAAGAUGGGGACAUCUGUUUCUCAUGUGAGGACAAACCCAGCCCUCCUCUCUCCUUCCACACUGAGUCCAAACCUACAGUCACUGGGUCCUGAUUAUGACAGUGGAGCCCAGUUUGCACUGCAGGAUCCAGAGAUGGCAUCAGUGAAGCUGGAAGACUGCAGUCAAACACUGGAGCUGAACGUCAACAUUAAAGAUGAAGAAGGGGGGGAGAAGAUUGGGACAUCUGUUUCUCAUGGAGACCAUGUUGAGACAUUCUCUACAUCCAGAGAGCAGCUGGAAGAUCGCAGAGAUAACAGAUUUCACCAUUGCCCACAUUGUGAGAAGAUUGUGCCAUUUCUAUCAAAGCUAAAAAUACACCUAAAAAUACACACAGGAAAUAAUCUGUAUUCCUGCACUGACUGUGGGAAGAGCUUCACCACAUCAACUAAGCUAAAAGUUCAUCAGAGAACACACACGAGAGAGAAGCCUUAUUCCUGCUCUGACUGUGGGAAGAGUUUCUCCCGAUUGGAUAAUUUAAACACACAUGAACGUAUACAUACAGGAGAGAAGCCUUAUGUCUGCUCUGACUGUGGAAAAUGCUUUAAAACAACAGCUGAGCUAAAAGUUCAUCAGAGAACACACACAGGAGACAAACCUUACCCCUGCUCCAAUUGUAUAAAAUGCUUCACAACAUCAACUGAUCUAAAAGUUCAUCAGAGAACACACACGGGAGAGAAGCCUUACUUAUGCUAUGACUGUGGGGCGAGUUUCUCUCGACUGGACCACAUAAAACUACAUGAACGUGUACAUACAGGAGAGAAGCCUUACAUCUGCUCUGACUGUGGAAAAUGUUUUAAAACAACAGCUGAGCUAAAAGGUCACCAGAGAACGCACACAGGAGAGAAACCUUACUCCUGCUCUGACUGGGGGAAGAGUUUCUCUCAACUGGGCCAGUUAAAAGUACAUGAACGUAAACAUACAGGACAGAAGCCUUACUCCUGCUUUUAUUGUGUAAAAUGCUUCACAACAUCAACUGAGCUAAAAGUUCAUCAGAGAACACACACAGGAGAGAAGCCUUACUCCUGCUCUGACUGUAGGAAGAGUUUCUCUCAACCGAGCCACUUAAAAAGACACCAAGGUAUACAUAAAGGAGAGAAGCCUUCCUACUGCUCUGACGACGGAAAAUAUUUGAAAUCAUCAGCGGAGCUAAAAGGUCAUCAGAGAUCACACACAAGAGAGAAACCUUACUUCUGCUCUUACUGUGGCAAGAGUUUCUCCCGAUUGGGAAAUGUGAAAAUACACCAACGGAUACACACUGGAGUUAUCACCUUAUCACUGCACUGACUGUGAGAAGAGAUUCUCUCAACAGAGCAAUUUAAAAAGACACCAAAGUAUACAUAAAGGAGAGAAGCCUCAUCAGUUCUCUCAGACCAGCUAAGAUUAGAUUCUCCACUUAAUUAUCAUGUCAUUAAAUAAUUGGCAAUGUUGAAUUGGAUCAAAUGAAGAAAGCGUAGAGCACUUGAAAUCCUAUUUUCUCACUGUGAGAGAACUGUGCAGAGGAAAGGGAGUAGUUUAUAGGAUGUUAGCCUCUCUUUACUGAUCAGUGUGCACCAUGUCAGUUUUGGUGUGUUUUGUUAGCUUCUAGUGUAAAGAUAUUGAGAUUACCUUGAAUUUGCUUUUAGGGUUGAAUAUCCUCUGUGAGACGUCUCACAAUGGAGUCUGAUGGGUGACUGGGUGGUACUGCUUCCCUCUGCAGGUUUCUGUGGGAAUGAGCUGGUAGACAACAUGCACUGAGUGUACAAAACAUUAAGGACACCUGCUCUUUUCAUGACAUAGAUUGACCAGGUGAACCCAGGUGAAAACUAUCAUCCUUAAUGCUGUUUAUUUAUUAUGGAUCCCCAUUAGCUUUCAGCAGAAAACAUGAAACUGCAGUUGGAGUGGGCUAAGAAUUGAAAACUACUACUACUUUUUGGUACCUUGUUAACAUUACAACAUGAAAUCCACGUCUUACGUGUUGCUACAUUUCGGAAAUGGCAAUGAACGCGUGUAAUCUGCUUGACACAUUAAAGUGACUUACCUUACAGAUCACAGUCAGCUCAUUUCCAUUUGAUUGUCUGGCUGUCCUGUUUUAUUUUAACUGUUAUUUUAACCAAGCCCUUGUGGUUGAAUAUGAAAUAUAUAUAUAUAUAUAUGUGUGUAUGUGUGUGUGUGUGUGUGUGUGUAUAUAUAUAUGUAUGUGUGUGUCUAUUGUAGGUCCUAGCAUACACAAUGAAUAAUGUGGAACAAAUAAAUACCAUCAAAGGAUGCCUGGCAAUAUCUAAGUUUGUAAUACAUAAACUCUGAUCGUUUUUAUUUUCACAGAUGAUUUUUUUGUACACACAUGGCAGACAUACUUAACUCUGGUGUGUGGAAUAAAGAGGUGGGUGCUGUGUGGUUGGGAGGUUCUGCCUGUCACUUGUUCUCAAAUAGGCAGUCUCGGAAGGGGGACUUGAAGAGGGAGACUGCGAAGUCCAGGCAUUGCAGUGCUAGUAGUUUUUUAGUUCAUCUGUGUAUCUCACAUAUUAUGUGCCCAGUAUGAUAUGGUGUGCAAACUUUAUUAGCAGAUAAUGACAACAUGACAAUAACAGUAGCUUUAAAUGAUGUAAUGAGAUGGAUGGGAUGAGUGGGCAGAUUGUUGGGAAAUCAGAAGUCACUAGAUGCAGAAUUUCAUCUGGAGGGAGAGGUGAGAAAGAGUUAAAAGAUGAGGAAGGAGGCAGAAUCAAGAGAUGCUUGAUCAGGUGCUGUGGCUAAUUCUUCCUGUCACUUGUCCUCGACAGGCAGCCAGUCUUAAAGAACAAUCAUGUUAAAUCAAUUGUUGUUUUGUGAUAUCAUUGAAGACGUUAGAACGGAAACAUUGUAACUUUAAGAGCUUUCACAAUGUAUAUG
Molecule: messenger RNA, 3148 nt
Organism: Oncorhynchus nerka (sockeye salmon)
Lineage: Eukaryota; Metazoa; Chordata; Actinopteri; Salmoniformes; Salmonidae
Product: zinc finger protein 501-like
Exons: 4
Coding region: 167-1567 (466 amino acids)
Biological process (GO): regulation of transcription by RNA polymerase II
Cellular component (GO): chromosome
Molecular function (GO): chromatin insulator sequence binding
Source: RefSeq, a predicted model, not a curated record